UUUGAAUAUGUAUAUAUAUAUUUUUUCUGUGACCGAAAUAGUCUCCAGUAGGGGAUCUUCCUUUUCGCACGUCGCCGGAAUAUUCCGCCGUCGGAGAAGGAUCUUCGCCUCCACUUGGUUAUCUCGGAAUUUUUAGUUAUUUAAUUGCCCUUGCUCAGUCCGUUUGUUGGAGCCGCACGGUAUUUAUGGGAGUUGUUACUGCUUCUAGUUCUGCUGCGCGGACUCCAUGGGGACUGACUGCAGGAUAUCUGAUUCGCGCCUCUUCAUCGAAAAGGCCAACUGUGUUGUCACUCAAAAACGAUACAAGCAAGAAUGUAGCUCUAAUAGCAACAGGAGAAUCUGCAAGUACACACGCGGAGGCAAACAAAGAAAAUAAAGGGAGUAGAAGGAAGCUGAAAAAUCGAGCCAAAAGAGUCAAUGCUGUCUCCACUGACGAAAUCUUUGCCAGUGCUAUGGAUAUGGAUUUGAAUUUGAAUGAAGCAGCUGCAAAACUGGAAUAUAUAUAUGAAAGAAGUCCUGAAGCAACUAUCUCUGUUCAGGAUGUCAAAAGCCAGAAGGUAAAGAGAGCGCAAGAAGGAAGGAAAUGGUGUGGAGAAGCAGAGAAGAAAACGGCAGACAACGUGGUAAGGAGUCGAACAACUAAAGAGAAAAGGUUGAGUCUAGAGAAGAGAAUUGCUCUCAAAAUGAAGAAAGAAGGCAAAGUUCCAGUGUCAUCAUCCCUUCAAGGGAGUCAGUCGAAAGCUUGCAAUGACAACACUGAUAGGCUUGUAAGGGACUAUUCAUCUUCUACUGGCUUGGUCAGCUUAGACUGGAAGAAAAUGAAGAUCCCUCCCGUUCUUCCUUCAUCUGAGCAUACUCGGCUGUUUAAGCUUAUGCAACAAGUCAAGGAAAUCCUCCAAGUCAAGGACAGUUUGCAAAAUGAUUUAGGAAGAGAAGUUACACGUGAAGAGUUAUCAGAGGCAACGCAACUGGGACCUGUUGAGCUGAGGAAACAAUUGGAAGUUGGUAGAGCUGCCAGAAACAAGUUAAUUAAGCACAACCUCCGGUUGGUUUUGUUUGUGAUGAACAAAUAUUUUCCGGACUAUGGUAAUGGCCCUAGGUUCCAAGACAUGUGCCAAGCUGGUGUGAAGGGUCUCAUGACAGCUAUUGACCGUUUUGAGCCAAAAAGAAAGCUACGUCUCUCAACAUACGGCCUCUUUUGGAUUAGGCACGCCAUUAUUCGGUCCUUGACGUUGUCCAGCUUCACAAAAGUCUCCUUUGGCCUUGAUUCGGUCCGGGUGGAUAUCCAAAGGGCAAGGCUAGAGUUGUCAUUUGAACUUCAAAGAUUGCCAACCGAUGAAGAAAUUAUAGAUCGACUGGGGCUCUCCGCCGAAAGAUACCGCGAAGUGAUGAGGGUGUCAAAGCCCGUCUCUUCCCUUCAUGCACGGCAUGCAGUAACCCAAGAAGAAUUCAUCAAUGGGAUUACUAAUGUGGAUGGUGUUGAAGGAGAUAAAAGAAGACCGCACGCACUUCUCAGACUUGCUUUAGAUGAUGUGCUCGAUUCACUGAAGCCUAAGGAGAGUUUAGUGAUUAGACAAAGAUACGGACUCGAUGGUAAAGGAGAUAGAACACUUGGAGAAAUUGCAGGUAACUUAAAUAUUUCACGAGAAAUGGUGAGGAAGCAUGAAGUGAAAGCCCUCAUGAAGCUGAAGCAUCCUGCUCGAGUCGACUACCUUCGCUGCAACAUUUUCAAGUGAACCAACACUGCGUUCACUGAAUACUUAUUAUGUAUACUGUAUAGCAAUCAUCUGUAUCAUAGCUUAACAUUAGACACACAUACAGACAAGACAAGACCAUACCCGUUAACACGAUCAAUCCAUUUUUCUGUGGAAUAAGAGCCACAGACUUCAGGCA
Molecule: messenger RNA, 1893 nt
Organism: Andrographis paniculata
Lineage: Eukaryota; Viridiplantae; Streptophyta; Magnoliopsida; Lamiales; Acanthaceae
Product: RNA polymerase sigma factor sigE, chloroplastic/mitochondrial-like
Exons: 6
Coding region: 186-1736 (516 amino acids)
Biological process (GO): regulation of DNA-templated transcription; DNA-templated transcription initiation
Molecular function (GO): DNA-binding transcription factor activity
Source: RefSeq, a predicted model, not a curated record